This is a messenger RNA of Gadus chalcogrammus (walleye pollock), 3320 nucleotides long. RefSeq names its product epidermal growth factor (gene egf). The record is from RefSeq and is a predicted model, not a curated record. Gene Ontology annotation, molecular function: calcium ion binding. The coding region runs from base 1 to 2433 and encodes 810 amino acids. Lineage: Eukaryota; Metazoa; Chordata; Actinopteri; Gadiformes; Gadidae. The transcript has 18 exons.
AUGGUAGUUGCUACGGCAACGGCGGCGGCAGCGGCGUUUGGGAUGGUCUGGUUGCUGGUUCAAGGCCUUGCCGCCUCUGGGCAGAGCAGUGCAUGCUGGGAGCGGACAGGUCCAGGGGUGGCGUGGAACCACAGCUGUCCAGGCGUCCACACGUCCACAGAGCUGGUGCUGGCUCCUGAGCUUCAAGACAGAAGGGCAAGGCUUUCAGGGUGUACUCUGUGUGUUGAAGGUCCAGACCCCUACGUUAUGUUCCUCCACGGCGAGGCGCUCCACCGGAUGGAUCUGGACGGAGGGAACCACCGCCGGGUGGUGUCGGGGGUGGGCCGGGUGGUGUCGGAUGGAGGCCGGGGGGGGACCGGUCCCGGUUUGGGGGUUCUGCUGGACUACCACUACACCCAGCGCAGCCUGUUCUGGGCGGAGCGCAGCACGGGGGUCCUCUACCGCGCAGGACUCUCCGGACCCCCCAGACAGAAGCUGGUCUCCAGCCAGCGGGGGGUCUCUGGGCUGGCUGUGGAUUGGCUUGGGGACCGAGUGUACUGGACCAAUGAGGAGCAUAGAGACGCCCCGACCAAUGAGGCGACAGGAGACAUCAGGAGCGUCAGCCUCACGGGGGGGAACCAGGAGAUGGUGGUCUCAGGUCUGGAGCGGCCCUGCUGCCUGGUGCUGGACCCAAGACAGAGAUGGAGGGUCUUGUUCUGGCUGUCUGGAGGUCCCGUCUCCAGCAUCCAGAGGGCGGACCUGUCCGGUCGGACCCCUGCUGCCUUGCUCGCGGUGCGGGGGCAGCUGACGGCGCUGACCCUGGACCUGGCGGACCGGAGACUCUUCUGGGCGCGGUUCGGCUCCAACCUCCAGGGCGCCAUCUGCUCCUGCGACUAUGACGGGGAGAACGUCACCAUGAUGAACCCGCCCCUCAGGUCUUCGUCAGUCUGUCUGUCGGUGUUCCUCGACGAGGUCUUCUACAGCGACUCCGCCUCUCAUUCCAUCCAACGCAUCAACAAGUACUCCGGUGUCCCGCUUACGGACGUGAACCUCCAGCCAAUGAGCAGAGCCCCUGUGGGCCUGAGGGUGGUGCACCCCCUAAACCAGCCUAUAGGAGGCGGCAUGCCGCUGACACCAGGCUGUGACGACCGGAUCGGUGAGUGUGUGGACGUUUGCUCCAGUUCUCAACCGGGAGUUUGCCAGUGCGGCGAGGGCUUCACUCUCAGUUACCAUGGAAACUACUGCGAAGAUGUUAACGAGUGUGCUCUGUGGAACCACGGCUGCUCGCUGGGCUGUGAGAACCUGCCCGGUUCCUACGCCUGCUCCUGUCCUGAGGGAUACGCCCUCCUGGCGGACCGCAAGUCCUGCCACGAGGUGAGGAUGUGUGUUGGGGAGCUAAGGGGGUGUGGUCUGGGUUGCCUGGAUACGGAGGCGGGGCCGAUGUGUGUCUGUCCUGAGGGCUCAGUUCUGAUGGACAACGGACGACAAUGUACUGGUACGUAUUCUUCAGAUCAGUUUCCCGGUAAAAACACGACUCUGAACGAUGAAGGUCCGCUCUCUGCUGAGGAAGAGGAGGACCAGGAGAAGACCUUCACUGAGAAGAUGGUGGCAGACCAGGAGGGCUGCGGGUCUCCAGGCUGCCACGUGCACGCUCGCUGUGCACAGGAGGAGGGGCGCCUGGCGUGCCGCUGUGUCCACGGUUUCCAAGGCGACGGGAGGCUGUGUGUUGACAUCGACGAGUGUUCCUCGGGGACCCCCCCCUGUGACCGCAGCGCUGAGUGCCACAACAGCCCGGGGAGCUACCUGUGCAGGUGCCGGCUGGGUUACCAUGGAGACGGGACCACCUGUGAGGAUACCAGGACCAUGGUCUCCAUGGUGACCGCUAGCCCCACCCCCUCCCUGCCCCGUCGUCACGGUGACUCGCUUGGGGGCUGUCCGGCAAGCCACGCCUCCUUCUGCCUCUACGAGGGGACCUGCAGAUACCUCGCCGAGAUGGAGGCCUUCGCCUGCAACUGUGUAGCAGGCUACAUGGGGGAGCGUUGCCAGUUCAACGACCUCCAGUGGUGGGAGCUCCAGGAGGCCAAGCAGGAGAAGAGGAAGAGCGUGGCUAUCGUUGCCUGCAUGCUGCUCCUCAUCAGCCUCCUCUUCAUCACCGCCACCGCCAUCUACUGCUACAGAAGGAAAAGAUUCCUUCAUAAACAGCCAUCAGUUGAGGACCUGAGUGAGACCAGUGUGACAGAUGACAGCUCGUCUGAGGCAGCCAGUGGGUUGCCCCGGGUCUGUGUGAUUUUGGGUGGAGGAGAAGGAGGAGAAGGUGAUGCUGACCCUUCCCAGGUGGUAUCGGUCGCCAUGGAGACCAGGGCAGGUGCACAGACUCUGAAUCUCAUCCUCCUGGAUGACCCUGGACCGCCGACCCCUGUGCCCCCUUUGACCCCUGUACCCCCCCAACCCUGAGGCCAGAUGCUAGGGGUCACCAGCCUACGGUUCAUAUUAAUACACUAACACACCCUGUGUCUGACACACACUCUGCCCCAUGGAGUGAUGCCGGGACACAGAGGGCUGAGCUUAAACAGGGCCGACCCAAUCCCUUAUAUACCUAUCUGAGCCCAUGUGGCCUCACACACUCACUCACUUAAGUUAAUUAACACCUGAGAUCAGUUAAGUCUGUGAGUCCUUAGUCCUUAGGGCUCACUUUGGGAUUGGGCCAACAUGUUGUUCUGCAUGGUGGUGUUACUGCCCAGAACAGACAGAGGUUAACUGGAAACUCUGUGCAGUAAAUGAGCUUAUACACACGCCAUACAAACCAUACCCUUCCUUGUAUAGUUGGUAGAAGUUUUAGUUUAGUGGAUUUAAUCUUCUUUGUGGUCGUGAUAUUGCCGAUUGUGUUCUUCGAUAAAUAAAAGUUUCUGUUUGAUCAGUUUAUAUCCCGCUGGUAUCCUGGACCGACGCAGUUCUGUGUCCAGACUUUAUUUUAUCUCAAAACAUGAACGGAAACAGUUUAACAUUCUGAGCAAAAUCAGAAUUAUUAUGAAGUUCCUCCACUAAACCGAUUUUACUUCUAUGUUUUUUCCUGUGUAGGCCGGUGGUGGAAGGUUAGACUUGGAGCGGAGAUGCUAUAUUUAUUUUUCUACUGCUGUUGUCUAGCGCUGUACAGACGGUGUCUUAUCGAAGACGGCCAUUAGGGCUGAUGUUAUAGGCCUACCAACCGAAAUAUCACAACGGAUAUCACAUCAUAACACGAUAAACGCUAAACAAAUCUCGGGACAAUGCUGCAACAUGGUUAAGUAAAAUGAAUGAAUUGAUCACUUUAUAGAUAUUUGUAAAUGUUGCUGGUAAUAAAA